UUACCAAUUGGCCUCUAAGCUAGACUCAUUCUUAAAUUAACAUUAAACACUAUCAUCAUGGGGCCACAGCUUAUAUUUGGCACGGCAUCGUUCGGGAUGCCUAUGACGGAAUUCCAAGAUUCAGAAACAGUCAAGGGAUUGCUCCGAACACUCGGGGAACUUGGCAUUACCCGGCUAGAUUCGGGGGCCCGGUAUCCUCCGUUGAACCCAGGCCGGUCGGAAGAGUUGAUAGGCGAAGCAAAAGAACUCAGCAGGGAAUUCCUUGUUGAUACUAAGAUUUACACCGACACUGCAACAGAUGGGAGCGGAGACCUAACUGUCGGCGCUAUGGCGAAGUCCGUUGACGGGAGCCUGAAGCGUCUACAAGCUGAUAGUGUGAAUGUGCUUCACAUCCAUAGGGCUGACCCCGCCACUCCGCUUGAAGAGCAAGUUCACAAUUUCAAUGAUCAGAUUACCCAGGGACAUUGCAAAAAGUGGGGCGUGUCUAACGUGUCGCCGCAAGACUUGGAAAGGAUGAUACAGAUUUGCGAGGAGAAUGGUUUGCAGAAGCCUAGCUGUUAUCAGGGAGUUUACAACCUGGUAACGCGUGGUAUGGAAACGAAGUUACUGCCGCUCUUACGUGCUCAUGGCAUCGUAUUCAAUGGUUUCCAGCCUUUAGCCGCUGGCUUCUUAACGGGGAAGGUGGUGAAUAACGAGCAAUCUGGGACUCGAUUUGGGGAAGAACACCCUCUCGGGGCCAUUUCGCGUCGGAUGUUUGGGGGCGAGGAUCUCCUGAACGCAAUGAAAAAGUUCGAUACCGAGGUCAAGGCGCAGGGUUUCACGCCGGCAGAGAUAGCAGUCCGCUGGCUCAUGUAUCACUCCGACUUGGGAGAUGACGAUGGGAUCGUCCUGGGCGCCAGCAAGGUCACACAAAUCAUCGAAACCGUCAAUCUUAUUCGUAGGGGGCCAUUGCCAGAGACAAUACUCUUAUCAGUAGAUGAGCUCUGGGGUAGUGUGAAAGGCACUCGCGGCGAAAUCAUCUAAUUUGGAGAAGUGCCUCUUACAGUGGCUACCUUGAUGGGGGCGGGAGGGGGUAAAAUGUUUAUUUGUGUCUUGCCUGCAUGUAGGUUACCUUCAAUAUGAAGUACCUUAGGUACCUAAGGUAGGUACCUACUAAGGAGGUAGACAUUAUGAAUUCCGUU
This is a messenger RNA of Daldinia vernicosa, 1181 nucleotides long. Its product is annotated as putative oxidoreductase. NCBI's taxonomy places the organism in Eukaryota, Fungi, Ascomycota, Sordariomycetes, Xylariales, Hypoxylaceae. The coding region runs from base 58 to 1023 and encodes 321 amino acids. The record is from RefSeq and is a predicted model, not a curated record. The transcript is spliced from 4 exons.